Molecule: messenger RNA, 4156 nt
Organism: Colius striatus (speckled mousebird)
Lineage: Eukaryota; Metazoa; Chordata; Aves; Coliiformes; Coliidae
Gene: LDAH
Product: lipid droplet associated hydrolase
Exons: 7
Coding region: 88-1101 (337 amino acids)
Biological process (GO): lipid storage
Cellular component (GO): lipid droplet
Molecular function (GO): lipase activity
Source: RefSeq, a predicted model, not a curated record
CGCCGCCCUGCGCGGCCUCGCCGGCUGCUUCCGCCCGGUUUCGGCAGACGUCGCUUGGUGUCGGCCGUUCCCCUCGCCUUAUCUGCUAUGCUUGGUGUUGGAGAACCUGGGAAGGGGGAAGCAAACAUGAGGUCCAUGUUAGAGGAGCCAGUCCCAUUACAUGAAGAAUUUAUCUACUGCUGUGGAGCUGCUACCCAUGUCUUAAAGUGUGGGCCCUGGAAAGACCUCUCAAAAGAUGAAAGUAAAAAUCUACCAAGGCUCUUAUUCAUGAUUAUUCCUGGUAACCCUGGGCUGGCAGGUUAUUACAGGACUUUUAUACAGGCUUUAUAUUGUGGACUAAAUCAGCAGUAUCCUGUUUGGGUCGUGAGCCAUGCUGGACAUUGUAAGCCUCCUAGUGGUAUGGAGAUGAUAGAAGACACAGAUAUUAAGGAGCUAGAGGAUGUUUUUGGACUUAACGGACAAGUAGAACAUAAGCUGAACUUCCUCAAAAAGAAUGUAUCUAAAGAUAUAAAGCUGGUACUGAUUGCUCAUUCUAUUGGUUGCUACAUCACACUGGAGAUGAUGAAGCGAUCAUCAGAACUUCAGGUUCUUCGCUCUGUGCUGCUGUUCCCGACAAUAGAGCGUAUGGCUCAGUCCCCUCAAGGAAAGCUCAUGACCCCUUUGCUGUGCAAACUUCGUUACAUUCUGUACAUGCCCGUCUACCUGCUGUCCUUCCUACCAGAGGGAGUCAAAGCCUCCCUGGUGCGGUUUGCUCUGCGAGGAAUGAAGACCUGUGAUGAGUCUUCCAUAACAACCUCUGUAAAUCUCUUCAGCGUGGACUGCAUUGCUAACAUCCUAUAUAUGGCGAGCCAAGAGAUGAUGAAGGUUGUGGAGAGAGACAGUACAACCAUAAAGCAAAAUUUAAAGAAGCUGAUUUUUUACUAUGGAACUGGAGACAGCUGGUGCCCACAGAACUACUACGAUGAGAUCAAAAUGGAUUUUCCAGAUGGAGACAUUCGGCUUUGUGAGAAAGGGCUUCGUCACGCCUUUGUGCUGGAUGCCAGCAAGGAGAUGGCUGCCAUGAUUGCAGACUGGUUACAGGACGACCUGACCAAACUAUAAACACAGAUUCAGUGAUUUAACAGCAACAAAACAAUGUAAUUAUUUUGUGAACAUGUAACUUUUUUGUGAGAGAGUCUGUCCUGUUAUUUUCUGUUUAUUAUAGAUUAUGGCUCGUUUUCUAUUGAGAUGUUUUAGAGAAAGUUGACAAGAGAGACUGGCUGGUCCAAAGUAUAGUUUUAUUGAUUCAGUGGUGAUGUAUCUUCAUCACGUGUCUUCAGAACUCUGAAACACUUGGGAAAGUCUGGAAUAUUUAUUGUCUGCUAGCACUCUAGACAACACUGAUACUAGAUUCACUGGCUACAAAUGUACCUGAGUUACUACCAUCUCAGUCACCUGUUGGAGAGCUGUCAGGGAUGGGUUUGGGGCAGCCCAGAUGGCCUGCUUUAGAAAGAUAUCCCAGGCUUCUCUGUAUGGAUAGAAACUUCUCUGUGGAUGAAUCCUGGCAAUAGAACCUGUAUGCUGUCAGAGUCCUGGCCCUCUCCAUCCACGUAACCCCGUCUCAUCCACCCAUGUAACCCUGGUGCAUAACAGCCACAACAGCUCACAGCCCCAUACACCCCUCAUGUUGUUCUUCUCCACGUCAGAUGGGGUUGGUGGUCAGGAUGAGUUUAGGAUGAGUACAGGGAGGUUGUGUAGAUGAGAUCUGCAGUUUCUUCAAAUCUCAGAAAGGAUUUAGGGUGCUGCCAGCACUCCACAGGGUAUUUAAGAAUACCGUAAGGUAACUCUGGCUGCAGAGUGAUGAAAUACAUAUGAAGCCCUUGUCUGGAACAUGGCCAAGUGUUUCAUAUUUCAGUUCUAGAGAAGGUAAAGGAUGCGGGUCCAACGUGCCAGUAUUAAAAGGUUAAAAUGGAUUGCAGGAUCCAUAGAUAACUGCUUACAGGUGGCCUAGCUCUCCUAAUGAAGUCCAUGAGAACAGUGCUUGCUCAGCAACUUUAAAGAAUUAAACCAGUUUUGAUGCAUGCCUAAAUUUCAGUUCUUUGGUCUAAGAAUGGAAGUACGACCUUUUCUGCCAAGCCACAAAUUGGAUAAGUCUGCCAUGAGAAAAUAUCUGUUGCUUGGCCAUGGUUGCACCCAUGAAAUGGCAUGUUUUUCUCUUGAGAGCCAGAUUCUUGGUGGAGCGCACUGCUGACAAGCACGCUGUUCCUCACAUUUGUUCAUCCAUCUCCUUUACAGAUAGCAAAAUACUAGCAAAAAUAUCCCACCAGUUGUGGUAACAGAAGAAGUGAUAGCUACAAGUGAAAAUAAUGUAAAUAAGAGGAACAGAGCCAGGUGUUCGAGUGGAACCAGUGGAAUGGUAUUUCUGUGGAGCUCAGAGAGAUGUUUAUAAACAAAGCACUACAGAGUAUAGUCAGGGGAGGUCCCACUCCCUCAAACAGAUGAAUUUAGGUGAUGCAUUCGGUAUCUAACUUAUAUGAUUUGUUUACAGUUUUAAUGUGAUACUAAUGAGAAUAAUACUGGAAAAUAAUUUCUGUGCUGCUGAAAGACCAUUUAAUUCUGUACUUUUCUUACACACCUUCCUCUUCUCUCUCAGUCCCCCUUGACUCUUUCACUAAUAUUUAGAGCAAUUUGUAAUAGAAUUCAAUUUAUGAGUAUUUUGGGCUAGUUUUCAGACUGCAGACAGACAGUGGAUUUAAGUGUCCUUCUUUGCAACAGAAACUGAUUUAGCUUCUGAGACUAGCCAGUGGCUUCUCAGAUCUCACUGCCACAUCAUGAGACCAAGACUAAUGCUUGAUGCAGAAACAUUGAGACCACGGUUGCAGCAGCAUGGGGAGGAACCAGAGAGGUUCUAAGUGAAGGGACCGUGCCCAUGCAACUGAUCCUGCUUACUGGAGAGUCAUGAGACGUUCCUUCUUUCUCCGGGGCUAUAUUCACUCGUGGCCAAAACAAUCCUUGCACUCACUUUAUUAAUCCAUAGUUGUAUGUAUCUGAAUGUGUUUAAGCAGCCCCCAGAUGCUGGCAUGCAUUCCUGUUGGAUGGCCUUAUGGCAGAUGCUGAAUGCAUCUGUUGGCUUAGGUGCUCCCUCGGACAGUGACAGGGGUGUUCACAUACCUGGCCGUAUAUCUGUGUACACAUAUAUAUCUCUAUAUACACACACACACGUGCACCUGUUUGUAUGUUAGUGACAUAAAAAUUAGAGUUCAUUUGGUCAUUUUGGUUUACAUGUUGAUCUGCUUGAAUAAAACAUUUGUUCUUCAAAGUAUAUGGAAUCAGGCAGUCGAGCAAGGACUGUGUUUGUAAAAAUCAGCUGUUGUAGUGGAUUUCCUGAGGACAGAAAAAAUCUUGCAUUAACCAAAGAUGACGAGCAGCUAUUACAGCCUGGAAACUGAAGCACCUAUGAGCAGCAGUCGUUUACAGUGCAUUAUUCGUAUACUUUGUAUGAGGAAUUAAUUUAGCAAUACUUGUACUUGCCUUGUGUAUGCCUUUUAUACAAAUGUUAAUCCAUUAUAAUAAAUCCUACUGACUGCAUUAAGACCUACACUGAGAUUAGAUCUGGUCACUGAUGACCAGAUCCACUGCAAGAUAAUGCCUUAUGAUUUUCUUAAAUGGAUUUUCUCUAAGGUUAACAAACCCAUAUCGAUUCAAUUGCUACCAUCCUCCUAGAAGCUGUUGCUGUAAGGCUGAGAUCUGAAAAUUUGCUACUCUCUUCACUGCAAAAAAAAAAAAGCAGAGGUCUGGAUUUCACAGCUGUUCCUUCACAAGAGGAGCAGAUCUCACACAAUGAGGAUGCAGCUCCUCUGAAGGCCGUGGUGUCCAUCGUGACCCCAGGCAGAGUGUCAAAAGUGCUUAAAGUCUAAAUGUGCCAGCUUACCAUGAAAACAGUGUGGUCUUGCCUGUUUUAGAUUCUUGGGGAAACCUGUCACAAAUGGGCUGACUGUACGCAGUAGCACCUCCUCUCUGUCAUUCACCUUUGUGCUUAGUGCUCACCGCACGACUAAUCUCAAAUAGCUUCCGUGGCUUUGACUCAUGUUCAGGUGUUUUGCUAUAGAUCAAUCCCUUUUCUGAAAAUCUACACAACUCCAAUAACAAAAAUAAAGACAUUUAUGGUAAAAUGUAA